This is a messenger RNA of Colossoma macropomum (tambaqui), 7925 nucleotides long. It is a transcript of the gene foxo1a, whose product is annotated as forkhead box O1 a. Gene Ontology annotation, cellular component: nucleus. Lineage: Eukaryota; Metazoa; Chordata; Actinopteri; Characiformes; Serrasalmidae. The transcript has 4 exons. Bases 507 to 2489 code for a protein of 660 amino acids. Gene Ontology annotation, molecular function: DNA-binding transcription factor activity, RNA polymerase II-specific; RNA polymerase II cis-regulatory region sequence-specific DNA binding. The record is from RefSeq and is a predicted model, not a curated record. Gene Ontology annotation, biological process: regulation of transcription by RNA polymerase II.
CAGAAAGCUGAGCUGUCAGUGGCGCACGGGGCCUGUCAAUCAAGCAGUGGGCGGGGUUUUCUGCCAUACGAGCGCAAGUUCCACUAACCCCACUUUGAACACACGCACACACACACUCACUGACAUGUACACACACUCACACACUCAUAUACACACUCACACCGCUCAGCCUGCGACAUUAGUGACAGGAGCGAGACGGAGACCGGAGCGCUCAACUAGACCACAACUCCGACCAAAACAACGACAACACUUCUCUCAUGUGAAAGGCAAACGCUUCUGUCUGCUCGCUUUUUCCUCUUCGGUUCUGCUCUUUCCUCACUUUUAAACCCUCUCAGAUGUAGGUUAGUGAAUCUCUGACGAGAAAAGUCUAAAGAAACUACUUUCUUUCUAUUUUUCCUCGCUGCCUUUCAGUUUUCAGCCCGAGUGAGGUUAAGUUAGUUAGUUCUGUGUGGUUGUUUUCAGCUCACUUUUUCUCUCCGCCGGCCGUUCCUUAUGUGCUCGGCGCCAUGGCUGAAGCGGCCCCGCGACACACGGUAGAAAUCGACCCGGACUUCGCGCCGCUCCCGCGGCCGCGCUCAUGCACGUGGCCGCUGCCCCGGCCGGAGCUCACGAACCCCGCGGAUUCGGGCACGUGUUCGCCGGCGUCUUCUGGCCAGCGAGAGGCGGCGGCUUCGGCGGGCCAUACGGACUUGGUCGGUGGCCUCGGCUUGCUGGAAGAGAGCGAGGACUAUGAGGAGCAGAAGGGGCUCGACUUCGACUGUGUCCACCAGCAGCAGCAGCAACAGCAGCAGCAGGUCUCUAGUCCACAGCUGGCUCAGCAGCAGCAACAGCAGCAACAGCAUGUACCUCUGCUGUCGUCCGUGUCGGCGCAGAGGAAGAGCAGCUCCUCCCGGCGCAACGCAUGGGGCAACAUGUCGUAUGCGGACCUCAUCACCAAGGCCAUCGAAAGCUCCCCGGAGAAGCGCCUCACUCUGUCCCAGAUCUACGACUGGAUGGUGAAGAGCGUGCCUUACUUCAAGGAUAAGGGAGACAGCAACAGCUCCGCCGGCUGGAAGAACUCGAUCCGGCACAACCUGUCUCUGCACAGCCGCUUUGUACGGGUGCAGAACGAGGGGACGGGGAAGAGCUCGUGGUGGAUGCUCAACCCCGAGGGCGGUAAAAGUGGUAAGUCGCCCCGCCGCCGCGCCGCCUCCAUGGACAACACCGGCAAGUUCGCCAAGAGCAGAGGGCGUGCAGCCAAGAAAAAGCUUGCUCUUCAAGGUGGUCCUGAUGGGGGUGCAGACAGCCCGGGUUCUCAAUACAGCAAGUGGCCCGGCAGCCCCAACUCCCACAGCAACGACGACUUUGACGCCUGGACGGCCUUCCGCCCUCGCACCAGCUCCAAUGCCAGCACAGUCAGUGGCCGCCUCUCGCCCUUCAUGUCAGAGCAGGAUGACCUGGGUGACUCAGACAUGCAUAUGGUCUACUCUGGCCCUGGCUCUGGUGCCAAAAUGACCUCCACCCUUCCAAGCCUGUCAGAGAUGGCCAGUUCCUUGGGUCACAGCAGCUCGGAAAACGUAAUGGAGAAUCUCCUGGACAACCUUAAUCUGCUCUCGCCCAAGAACCCAGCUGUGGGCUCUGCAGGAGGACCUGGGACAGGCUCUAACCAGUCUUCACCUUCAUCUCUCCUUCAGAGCAGCCCUGGAUAUCCCUCUUACAGCUCACCUGGCCUGGCUGCCGUCAACCAGCAACCACAGCAAGACUACCGCAAGUGCCUGUACGGUCAGGCAAGCAUGGGUAGCCUGUCCUCCAUGUCCAUGCAGCCUCUGCCAGAGAAUAAGGCCAGUUUCGGAGGGGGUCCUGGAACCAUGGCCCAGUUUAACUGCACCGCAGGACUGCUGAAGGAGCUUCUGACUUCAGAUUCGGAGCCACAUGGUGCAGACCUGAUGCCCUCUGUAGAUACAGUGGUGACCCAGUCUGCCAACUCUGCAGGGCGCAUGCUGCCCCCUUACACCAGCAGCCGGGGCGAACUCAUGGGGGGCGGAGCCUCUCACAGCCAUACUCUGUCUCACCCUCACACCAUUCACAGCCAGGCUCCGCCCACCACAGCGGCCAUGAAUGGCCGCACACUGCACCCCCUGACCAGCAUGAGCCAUGGGGGUGUAAGCGGACGCCUUGGGUCAAUCAAAUCAGCCAUGCAGAUGCAGUAUGGAACGUCCAGUCAUGUGGGAGGGGGAGGAGGACUUUCCUUCUGCAGCCUCAAUGGCAAUGGGUACAGCCGUGGCCCUGGCCUGGCCCCCGAGCAGCAGCACCACCAGCACCUGGAAAAAUUGCCCAGUGAUCUGGACGGCAUGCCUGUGGAACGCUUUGAGUGUGACAUGGAGUCCAUCCUGCAUGACACUCUGAUGGAUGGAGACUCACUGGACUUCAACUUUGACCCAAUGACGAGCCAGCAGGGGUUCCCACCACACGGUGUCAAGACCACCACUCACAGCUGGGUGUCGGGGUAAAACAUUUCUGCCUCUCAGACUGGAGAGUAACAGUCCAAAGAGGCCAUCCUUGCCCAUUCAAGCAAUGCUCUCUUCUACCGCUUCUCAUCAAGGACAUUCCCCUGCUCUCCCUCUGCUCAGCCGUGGCUGUGAUACGACCGCACACUGCCAAGGACAUUAGAUCUGUGAGGAGCAGAAGGAUGCUCUGCUCUGUCGCUAUGACGCACCUUCAAACCAAGUGCCAAACCAGGUGCCUGUACUACUUAGCCAAAUCACAUGUGCUUUAUUUUGCUGCCUUUUUCUCGCUUUGAGAACCAGUGGUCAAAUCAGGGCAAAAACAGCAUGGUCCACAACCAUGGCCCACAUAUCAGCCACAAGAUACAUACACAUACAUACAUGCACAUUUAGACAUAUGCAAAUAUGCAUCACAGUUACCAUCUCGAUUAUCAGUACAAUCAGAUUAUCUCUAUUAAAUUCAAACUGUGAUCAGGUGAUUUUUUCCCAGCAUUAUAAUCAGACCCUCGCCCUUUAUCCUUCACAGCCCUUUAAAUUGACCAUUGCAUGUCAACAUGUCAUCUUUUCUUUAGUCUUUAGUGCUGUUAGAGCUCAAACUGCUGCCCUUGGCUUUCUGCUGGGCAUCCUAAUGUCUGUAUUCAGUGCUUAAUGCCCUGGAUAUUCCACAGCUGGCCUUAAUGGGAAAGAGAACUGGAUCCUAAAGAUGAGCGUGUGUAUAUAGUCAUAUCCGGACAAAGUCCUCCACGGCAGGACCUGGAAGAAGUUAGGGAAACCUCUUGGCCUCCUAGGACUAUGUUACAUUAUAACACUUUCUGUUCUCUCCUCUGUUUUAGAUUCAGAGCAGAUGUACUACACUUUUUAAAAAGAGUGUAUUGCGAUUAUGUUGUGUCCAGAUCGUUUACACAAAGAAUUCAGCAAUCAGGGCAGCAGAUUUAACAUGUUUUAUGAAUCUGAGAGAAACUGGAUCUGACACUUGACAUUUCUGUUGGCUCAUUCGCACUCGUGAGGGUGCUUCUCAUUCAGACUGCGUACACGGUUCCACAUUUCUUUGUAAAUACAUGGUAAAUACAUAUGGCAGAAGCAUAAAGUUGAUAUAUUUGAGAUUUUUGUUUUGAAAUUUUGUUAUUGUUAUUAUUGUGUAUGGUUGGCUUUAGCUGAGGAUAGAUUAAGCUGUGUAUAAUGCAUGCACGUUUCAGCAGUGUUUUGGGGUCCUCAAAGGACAAGUCCACCAAUUUUUUCAAAGUUUCUUUGUGUUCUUACAUUGUAAGCUCUCCUAAAAACUGAAAUGUGAGUGUAUAGCCUGUCAUAUCUUCAAGAUGCUACAUUUACAAGUCUCAAGGAACACAGUGUAAAAUAUUUAAAACGGUUGUAUGAUAAAAUUCAGUAUCAUAUUAAACAUACAGCAAGGUUUCAUUAAAAAAAAAAUAGAAUAAACAGACCUGAGAACUGUCUAGGUGUGGUUAAUAUUGUGAUGAGGACAUGCAACUGACAGUCCUCAGUCCAACGACCUGCUACAGUGCUGAAGCAGAAAUGAGAAAUGAGUCAAUUGGGCUGUAAAUAUGAAGGUUAUGUUGUAAAGUUAUGUUGUAGACUCUGCUGUGUCCAAAGCUCACCAAAAAACAUUAUCCAGGUUUUAUAUGGCAAAGUCUUAAAGAAGGUAAAGUUCUUACUCACUUUACUGCAUGAUGUACAUCUAGGGAAUUCAGGCGUGGUCAGCUGAACGAAUGGGUGGACAUUCAGGUGACAGGCAGACAGAUAGGCUAACUUACUAGCGCAGUUAUGCUUGCCAAGUUAGCUUUCGCUUGGUCAUUAUCUUUCACUCAGUAUGUUUCUCCAGCUGAAACACAAACAGACUGCAGGGGUGAUCAUACAGCCCACAUGAACCAUGUGAGGAUACUGCUUAUAUAUGCAUGACCCAGGAUUAGGGCUGCUCAGUUUACAUUGAAAGAGGAGAAUGCAUCUGCCAUUUAGUGGACAUUGAGAAGUUAUUCGUGCGACAUGCUUGGUACAUGUAUGUUGAGUGCCCACAAAAGCAAGAGUAACCUACUUACAAAGAAAACAAAGAUUUAUAUUCCUUUAACCGUAGACCAGAAUCUUGACUUCAUAGUCUUCUAUUUGACUUUUCAAAACUCACAUAGGGUAGGUCAGAAAGAACAAAGAAAUUUUGAAGAACUUGCUGGACAUGUCCUUUAACAUUUCUCAUGGGGGUCCCAAACACAAGAGUCUUGUGAUUGUGGCUAAUUAUGUAGUUGAAAACUACAGUGCAGGCAGGCUCUUGCCAGUGUGACAGCAUAGAAUGGGCCUCCCUCUGUGUUAUCAGAAAAGCUACAAUCCUCUGCCUUUAAGAAAGCGUAGGGAGAUUUAUUUACUUUUGUUUAUUUAUUAGAGUGAAGGAGAAGAGAUGUGAUUGAAUCACGUCACAGAUUAUCACAAAUGUGUUGUAUUUUUUUUCUCUUUCUCUCAAAAUGCAGGCACUGUGAUGUACAUGUCAAUAUGUUUGUGAUGUUCUGAGUUUGUGCUGCCUUUAAAUUUAUUGAUAUAAAAAAAUGCCUUAUUCAAGACAUGACAAAGUAGCCCCACUGCCAUGUUUCUUUCACGCUCUCUUUUUUCUGGUCACUGUUGUUUGAGCAUAUGUCCUCAGAGGCGGUGAUUCAAUAAUAAGCUUCAAUAUUGCUGACACCUCUUACCUCGUACCACCAUUAUGAAACCCAUGAGCUUUCAUUUUGUUUUAUUCACUCUGACACCCCUAACAUUUGUAUGUAUUGGCACUGCCAGAGGGCAAUUCAUAACAUUCUUUCUGAAUCAUUGGAUCAAGCUUCAAAAGAACAAGUCGGGUGAAGAGGGAAAGCUGCUUGGAAAUUGAAGAAUAGCUUUUAAAGCAGAGAGUUACAGUUAUUUAGAAUAGUUAUGCUUUGCAAUUCUGCUGGUGAAAUGUCAGUAAAUUUGAUCUAAAGGACACAAAUCUAAAGGGCUCAAAUGCAUAUAGAGGACAAGGUUAUGAAUGGCAGGUGUAUCAGGCAUAUAGUCAGAAAGUUUUGAAUUAGUGGAAGAAUUAAUGAAUGUGAAAAUACAUUGAGUGCACAUUUCAGCAGGACAUAAACUGGAUGCAUUGAACCUUGAGGAUUUACAGAAAGCACUCUGAAAAGGCUUCUUAAACCUUCUGGCACAAUUCACCUCCUCUUACUCAUCUGGGUGUGGGAUUUGGUAUGGAUAGUUAGUGAAAAUGAAUAGGGAUGCACUGAUUAGGAAUUUUUAUGGCUGAUUCUCAUUCCUUUAUUGGCCAAUGGAUGAUUUUUUGUGCCAAUUUUCAUUAGUCUUUUUGUUUUUUUAUUAUUACCCAGAGCUCACGCUAAGUGGGGUAAAUAAACAUAUCACAUACAUUAGCACAUCCUCCAGUACUUUCAGUUAGCCAAAGCCGGAAUCUAAAUAAUAUUAUUUGCUUUUUAAUGGCAGAAACUGGCAUUUUAAAUUCUUAAAGACUUUUUAAACUUAGUCAUAGAUCAUUGCUUUAAAAAAAUCCAAAUCCAAAAUAGCAACUUUACAGGGUAAGACAAAAUGUUCUGAACUUGAAUUUAAUAAUAACAUUAACUUAAAUUUAAAUUAAUGUUAAGAUAUUUAUAUUUAAGUGAUUUUGGAGCAUUUCUAUUGGUCCGAUCAUCAUGAAAUUUUCACACAAUGUAAAAUGCUGAUGAUUAAAAAAAAAAUGAAAAAAGAUACAUGACUAAUUCAAAAUAAUAAAUUCUUGGUUGAUCUUUGCAGAUUCCUAUCAUGCAUCCCUAGAAGUUAAGAAUAAAAUCCAUGACAGUUCAUAUUAGAUAGGGCCAAUGUGGGCACAGGAUGAAAAAAUAUUAUGAAUUUCCACUUCACAUUUUACUGAUUAAUAUAUUUUUGUUAGCCAUUCUGAGCCCUCUGGCUUUGUUCCCUGUCUACUCUUCCCAUAAUUCAGCCCUAGAUAAAAAUGUAAGCAUAAAACAAAAUGAAAGUGUGGAAGUUGCUGGUGGUUGUACGAGGACAUCGCUAUAUUUACUUUUCAGCACUUUUUUCACCUCUGAGUAUCAGAAAGUUAAAACAGCCCAAAGCUAUCGAAGCCUCGAGCAUAUUGUGAAGCAGGCUGAACGAACAACGUUUUUGAAAUAAUUAAGCAGUACAUAAUUGUAAGACUUGAAUCUGUUCUGCAGGCUGAACUAUGACUUUAUGAAUACUGACUUAUAUAACAAGCGUACACUUUGGAGCAAUUUGGACAUGUGAAAGCAUGUGCAGUUUGAAGUGCUAUGCAGUGGCUGCUCUUUAAAUGUCAAACAGUUGAAGUUGUCACAGAAAUGCUUUCUCUUCAAAUAAUGGCAUUUUUUUUCUUUACCUGAGGUUAGUGUGGGACACACAGGCAGCAGAAAGCUGCCGAAAAGUCUAUUCUAGAACAUGAUUGAUUAACCUAUGAAUUAUACUUCUUGUGCAGGCCACUUGUUUUAAAGCAGAGACAGACAGACUAUAUAUCAUGGAGACAGAACUCUUCUACUAAUAUUAAUCUGUAUACAUAUUUCACAUAUGGACAAAACCUGACCUGUAUUGUAUUUGCUUUGUUAAUUCAGCGAUUGCUCACACCUAUGCAUUCUUGUACUUCAUUUAUUAUUUUUGUUACCUUUGGUUUGUUUUUACUGAUGACAAUAUAUUUCAUGUACUAUGGAGCUGUGGAGAAGUUAUGAUGUUAUGAAAAAAGAAUAUGAAGUAUUUAGACCAUAGAUGACCUUUUACAUGUAAAGCUUUUUUUGUAAACUGACUCUGUUAUUCUUGUAUUUAGCAGCAGUUUUUAAAUUAAAUAUAAACGUAGAUAAAAAAUAUAAAAACAAAAGCAAAAAUAUGUAAUCUAAAUCAAAUUUGAAAAAAAAGAUCUGUUUAUUUAGAUUGAGGGGUUUGGACCAAUUUUUAUAGAAAAGAAUCUAUAAAUUAAGACAUUGCACUUUCAUAGAGGGACAAAGCAGUGAAGAUGUGACCUAUUUUUAAGCAAACUGUUACAUUUCUUAACUUAUGUACAGAAAUGAUUUGAUUCACAAUCAAAAAUUAUAUAUAUAUCUAUAUAUAUAUAUAUAUAUAUAUAUAUAUAUAUAUAUAUAUAUAUAUAUAAUGUAUGUGUAUCUCAACGUGCAAUCAGCUUAUGUAGAAAAAAAUAAUAAAUCUUUAUAAGAGAGAAAAGGAUGUUGUUUGGAGAUCAUUGUUAUGCUGACAUGUCCUACCUGAUCCAGUACAUCUUUCUGUUUUACAUUCAGCUUAUUGGCAGUAAGCAACAGUCAUAGCCAGUUUGUAUAAUGUGAGGCCAUAGCUCUUUGAUUUAGUUCUUGAUGCAGUCGCCUGAUGUGCUUGUAUUCCCCAUACAACAACCAGAUUGUUGCUGCUGUAUGAAGCCAUAUGUGUACAUAAAUGAUCUUACAUAAAGAAGAAUCCAGUGUG